AUGCCCGCGGGAAUAAACAGAGGGGAAUCUCGGUCGACCAGCUCCCUGCCUCCAGAUCCCAUGGAGAUCAUCAGGAGCAAGGCUUGUUCCAGAAGAGUCAAGCUCAAUGUUGGGGGACUUGCACAUGAAGUACUUUGGAGAACUUUGGACCGGUUACCCCGGACUCGACUGGGCAAGCUUCGAGAUUGCAAUACUCACGAGUCCCUUAUGGAGAGCUGUGAUGAUUACAAUUUGGAGGGAAACGAGUACUUUUUUGACCGUCACCCCGGAGCUUUUACAUCUAUUUUGAAUUUUUAUCGCACGGGCAAGUUGCAUAUGAUGGAAGAGAUGUGCGCGCUGUCCUUCAGUCAGGAGCUUGACUACUGGGGAAUAGACGAGAUCUAUCUGGAGUCCUGCUGUCAGGCCAGGUAUCAUCAGAAAAAGGAGCAAAUGAACGAGGAACUGAAACGAGAAGCUGAAACAAUGAGGGAUAGAGAGGGAGAAGAGUUUGAUAACACCUUUUGUGCAGAGAAAAGGAAGAAAUUAUGGGACCUUUUAGAGAAACCCAGUUCCUCGGUGGCUGCCAAGACCUUGGCAAUAAUAUCUAUACUUUUCAUUGUAUUAUCAACAAUUGCUUUGUCACUUAAUACACUUCCUGAACUACAAGACAAGGAUGAAUUUGGACAGUUCACGGACAACCCACAGUUGGCUCAUGUAGAAGCAGUGUGCAUUGCAUGGUUCACCAUGGAGUAUCUGUUGCGUUUCUUGUCAUCACCAAACAAAUGGAAAUUCUUUAAAGGUCCACUGAAUGUCAUUGAUUUGUUAGCCAUUUUGCCAUAUUACGUCACAAUAUUUCUCACAGAAUCCAACAAAAGUGUGCUUCAAUUCCAGAAUGUCAGAAGAGUGGUUCAGAUUUUCCGGAUAAUGAGGAUACUGCGAAUUCUCAAACUAGCCAGGCAUUCAACAGGCUUGCAGUCUCUGGGAUUCACACUCAGGCGAAGUUAUAAUGAACUUGGACUGCUGAUUUUGUUCCUGGCCAUGGGCAUAAUGAUCUUUUCAAGUUUGGUAUUUUUUGCUGAAAAGGAUGAAGAUGACACUAAAUUCAAGAGUAUUCCUGCUUCUUUCUGGUGGGCCACUAUUACUAUGACAACUGUUGGCUAUGGUGAUAUCUAUCCCAAAACCUUAUUGGGCAAGAUAGUUGGUGGACUAUGUUGUAUUGCAGGUGUGUUGGUGAUUGCUCUUCCCAUCCCAAUUAUUGUGAAUAACUUCUCAGAGUUCUACAAGGAACAGAAGAGACAGGAAAAAGCAAUAAAACGAAGAGAGGCACUUGAGCGGGCCAAGAGAAAUGGAAGUAUUGUCUCGAUGAAUAUGAAAGAUGCUUUUGCUCGCAGCAUAGAACUAAUGGAUAUUGUUGUUGAGAAAAAUGGAGAAAAUAUGGGUAAAAGUGAAAAACUACAGGACAGUAGUCUGUCACCCAACAAGUGGAAAUGGGGAAAACGGUCUGUGUCUGAGACCAGCUCUAACAAAUCUCCUGAAGCUAAACACAAAGAACAAAGCUCUCCUGGAAAUGCUCGCAGCCCACACAUUACCCCACAACACCUAAAUGUGCAGAAAUUGGAGGACAUGUACAGUAAAAUGGCAAAGACACAAUCACAGCCCAAUAUGAACAUAAGUCAAAUGGGUCAAAUGUAUAAAGUGAAAAAGCAAAAUCAAAUAGAGAUGGAGAAAGUAUCUGGUCCCUCUGAUCCAUUAUUAAAUACACCAGAUGGAAUACUGGAUAUGAGGAGUCUGUCUAGCAUAGACAGUUUUAUUAGCUGUGCUACAGAGUUUCCAGAUGCUGGGAAGUUUACUCACAGUCCUACAAUAAUGCUCCCCAGUAAAGUAUGUGAGAAUCCAGGUUGUGAAAACAUUCAGGAUAAAGAAUCAUCAAUCCUGCCAGCUGAUACUGCACAGAGCAUGCAAUCUGUCACAAAACUAGAUGGCAAUAAACACAACACCAUCUUUACAGAAAAUGUUAAAGCCACCUCCAGACCAGGCAACCCCAUAAAAUCUAGAUCUCUCAAAGUAAACUUUAUGGAAAGUGAUAUCAAUCCUGUUCACAACACUAAUAUAGCAGCUCUAUCAACAAUGGUGGACCCUAUGGUGGGUGGAUCUCAGAGCAUCACUGGUCCUAUGGAUGGCCCAUUGAAUACAGAGAGAUAUCUACCUGGCAUAGAAGCUUCAACAGCUUGUUCGUCAUCUGGAAUGAAACCUUCAGAAAACAUUGCGCCAGUGACUUUUACUUUCCAUGACGAUGGAGUGAAGAAAUACAUUGACGCAGAUAGUGAUGAAGAAGAUCAAUCACUGGAUGGAAGGAACCCAUCUGGACCAACAAAUCUCAUCUACCAUACCAUCAACAGCGACUGUCCAAGUAAGAAGGAUGCUGUCUCCCGACAGGGUGGAAAUUAUUUAGAAGAUUCUGGUGUGGCUUCUUCAGCAAAACAUUUUGGACAAAAUUGCAUGUACAGUUUGGAAGGUGUAAUGGAUAGAGUUAAGAAAAGUGGGACCCAAGAAGGUAACAAGUUAGACAACCACAUCUCACCAGAGAUUCAUGUGACAUAUGGUGAAAGUGGCUGUUCCACUGUAUAUGAUGACAACAUCUGA
Hemiscyllium ocellatum (epaulette shark) is the source of this 2622-nucleotide messenger RNA. RefSeq names its product potassium voltage-gated channel, Shab-related subfamily, member 1 (gene kcnb1). The transcript has 3 exons. Gene Ontology annotation, molecular function: delayed rectifier potassium channel activity; protein binding. The record is from RefSeq and is a predicted model, not a curated record. The coding region runs from base 1 to 2622 and encodes 873 amino acids. Gene Ontology annotation, cellular component: voltage-gated potassium channel complex; membrane. Gene Ontology annotation, biological process: potassium ion transmembrane transport; protein homooligomerization. Lineage: Eukaryota; Metazoa; Chordata; Chondrichthyes; Orectolobiformes; Hemiscylliidae.